UUUAAUUAUUAUUUUUUUGUUAUGAGUUCUGUUUAUAAAGAGGGUAAUAUAGAAAUAGGAGAAGAUGAUGAAAUACCUUUAUUAUUGGCAAAAUAUUGUCUUGAAUGUGAACUUUGUUUUAAAGAGAAUGAUAAUUAAAUGAUAUAGAAAAAUACUCCAGAUAUCAGAGAAAUUAGACUCAUAUCAGCAAAAGUCAUUUCUAAUGGGAAAUCUAAAAAAACUUAUAUUGUAGUUUGUGAUAAACAUCAUUAAAUUAUUGAAACUUUAAUAGAUAAACGCUUCUCGGUUAUAUAAUAUAGUGUGAAUUAAUUAGAUAUAAAAAAAGCAAAGCUUAUUAAAAUACGUAAUAUCAAUUUACUUUAAGCACUUUAAUAAAUACAAAAUAAUUAUUGUUGUAGAAUACUUAAAUUUAGAUAUUCUAAUAUAGAAAAAUAAAUAUAAAGGCUUAAUCAUGAUAAUUAAGAAGAAAUUAUUAAAAGUGCUUGUGAAUAGAAAAAGAAAAAUUUAGAAUUAACAAAGAUUAAAUUUUAAUUUUAUGUUGAAAAUAAAGAAAAGAUGAUACUUAAAUAAAAGUUAUUAAUCUAUCAUUUUUAUAAAAGAUUGGAAGCAAAAACAUAUUAGAAAAUUGAUAAUUUUAAAUUAGAACAAUAAAAUAUCGAUACAAUUUCAUUGUCAAUGUCAGUACCUUUAUCAUCCUAAUUUUUUAAAGAUUGA
Paramecium sonneborni is the source of this 714-nucleotide messenger RNA. Lineage: Eukaryota; Ciliophora; Oligohymenophorea; Peniculida; Parameciidae. The record is from the annotation of a GenBank genome assembly.